Molecule: messenger RNA, 1851 nt
Organism: Solea senegalensis (Senegalese sole)
Lineage: Eukaryota; Metazoa; Chordata; Actinopteri; Pleuronectiformes; Soleidae
Product: rac GTPase-activating protein 1
Exons: 15
Coding region: 76-1851 (591 amino acids)
Biological process (GO): signal transduction
Source: RefSeq, a predicted model, not a curated record
UGGCCGCAGCUGUGCAAACGUUAGUGAGUGAGGACACGUGACCGCCGCGCGCUGCCGCUGCACCAGGCAGCAGUGAUGGGAGAAUCUCGUGUGAUGGUGGAGGAGCUGCUCGCUCUCUGUCUGCAGAGAAUCAACAUGGAGGAGAACUCUGUGAACACAGAGCUGGAGUUCGUUGCCGUGGUGAGGAACUUCGAGACGACGAGGAAGAAGUGGCUUCACGCCGAGCUGGAGCUGAAGAAAUACAAAGAGCUGCUGGUGAAGUCAGACGUGGCUAAAGCUGCGCUGGAGGUCAAACUGAAACACGCUCGCAACCAGCUCGACGUCGAGAUGAAGAAACGCUACAAGAUCGAGGCCGACUACCAGUAUCUGCAGCGGCAGAUGCAGCUCAUGUGCGACAUCCUCGUCCACGACAGUAAAUCCAGCGCCUGUUUGAACGACGAGCAGAAAUCACUGUUAGCAACGUUUGAGCAUAAAACAGGAAACGUGACGCUGCACCGGAGAAACAAGAGGUUGUCAGUGAUCGAUGAGUCGUCGUUUCUCUCUCACUCUGACAUCAGCUACGAUCGCACAGACGAUGACGUGGAUUUAGACUCGACUGCGAUCAAACCUCUGCGAUCUCGAGCCCGAGAAAGGAGGCGCUCGUCGAUGGGUCCGGUUCUCAGUGUUCCGGUGGUGAAACGUGGGCGGGGCAGUAACGUGUCGUCCGAGCUGAUGGAGAGAAAAACUGUGGAGAAGGAGGUGGAGACAGUGGUGAAGGCGUUGGUGACGACCCCAGACACCGGAGGUCAGAUCCACAUGGUUCUGGGAAUCACUCAGGAGACGACGGAGAACCCACCGCGUACGUUCACUCAGGAGUGUGCGCUGUCAGUGGGCGGAGCCGAUCAAACGUCCGUGUGGUUUCCUGACGACGAGACGAUGGCGGAGCCUGAAACUGACGCCAUGACGACGGAGCCGAGUGUUCUGGUUCGACCGGUUGUGACGUGCAGAGUCGAGAAGAACCCCAAACACGUGUUUGUGUCCAAAACGGUGAUCCGGCCAGAGACGUGUUUGCCGUGCGGGAAGAGGAUCCGCUUCGGGAGGAUGGCGGUGAAGUGCAGGAGCUGCCGCGCAGUCGCUCACCCCGAGUGUAAACACAAGUUCAUCGGCGACUGCUCGUCUGCAGCAGGAGGUACAGGUCACAUGACACAGGAUCUAUUGGAGAGUUUUGCUCCGCCCACUCAUCCGCGAGUCCCUCGCCUGAUCAUCGAGUGUGUGAGUGAGAUCGAGAGGCGGGGCCUGGAUGAGCGAGGACUGUACCGCGUCCCCGGCGGCGAGCGUCUGGUGAAGGAGCUCAGAGAUCGUUUCCUUCAGGGAAAAACUGCGCUCAUGUUGAGUAAAGUGUCCGACGUCCACGUCCUCUGUGGACUGUUGAAGGACUUUCUGAGGAAACUCAAGGAGCCGCUCGUCACCUUCAAGCUGCACAGGACGUUCAUGGAGGCCUCAGAACUGCCUGAUGAAGACAGCAGCUCAGCCGUCGUCUACCAGGCCAUCGCUGAACUCCCCAAAGCCAACAGAGACACUCUGGCUUUUCUCAUGCUGCACUUACACAAAGUCAUGAAGAGUCCUCGUUGUCAGAUGGACCAGAAUAAUUUGGCUCGUGUGUUUGGACCGACCGUCGUGGGUCAUGGGAUGUCUGAGCCGUCGCCAACGACCAUCAUGAGAGACACAAACACUCAGCCAAAGGUGAUUUGUCGACUGCUGUCUCUCCCUGAAGACUACUGGAGACAAGUCCUCGCCGUCCACGCCGAGACACCACUGUCCUCCACCAGUAAGACCUGUGGACCGCAGGACAGCCACGGUGUGUGUUUCUAA